Molecule: messenger RNA, 669 nt
Organism: Micromonas commoda
Lineage: Eukaryota; Viridiplantae; Chlorophyta; Mamiellophyceae; Mamiellales; Mamiellaceae
Exons: 2
Coding region: 1-669 (222 amino acids)
Biological process (GO): L-tryptophan biosynthetic process
Cellular component (GO): cytosol
Source: RefSeq, a predicted model, not a curated record
AUGGGCGGAGGCGUCGCGGCGAAGGGUCGCCGCGCUGCGGUGUUCUGCUGCGCCGCGUCGCUGGUGAAGGACGACGGGCGGCCGGUCAUCAUCAUCGACAACUACGACAGCUUCACGUACAACCUCUCCCAGUACCUCGGCGACCUCGGGCAGGACCACGUCGUGUUCAAGAACGACGAGAAGACCGUGGAGGAGAUCCGCGCCAUGAACCCCAAGGGCAUCAUGGUCUCCCCCGGACCGGGGCGGCCGGAGGACAGCGGCAUCUCGCUCGAGGCGUGCGAGAAACUCGGUCCAGAGUUUGGAGUCUUCGGCGUGUGCAUGGGUCACCAGUGCAUCGGGCAGGUUUUCGGCGGCACCAUCGUCAGGGCGCCGUGCGGUCUGAUGCACGGCAAAUCGUCCCCGGUGUGGCACACCGAGGACGCGGCGACGAUGCUCGCCGGGCUCCCGUCGCCCUUCCAGGCGGCGCGGUAUCACUCCCUCGUCAUCUCGAGAGACGACUUCCCGGAUGACGAGCUGGAGGUCACCGCGUGGACGGAGGACGAGACGAUCAUGGCGGUGCGGCACAGGCGGUACCCGAAGAUCCAGGGCGUGCAGUUUCACCCGGAGAGCAUCAUCACCGAGAACGGGCUGACGAUCAUUCGGAACUGGGUGGCGCUCAUCAACGCGUGA